This is a messenger RNA of Saitoella complicata NRRL Y-17804, 1213 nucleotides long. RefSeq names its product UFD1-domain-containing protein. Gene Ontology annotation, molecular function: polyubiquitin modification-dependent protein binding. Gene Ontology annotation, cellular component: VCP-NPL4-UFD1 AAA ATPase complex. Lineage: Eukaryota; Fungi; Ascomycota; Saitoellomycetes; Saitoellales; Saitoellaceae. The record is from RefSeq and is a predicted model, not a curated record. Bases 19 to 1137 code for a protein of 372 amino acids. The transcript has 2 exons.
GACCGAUGUUCAAUUACAAUGUCGCCAAUACAAUGGUCGAAAGAGUUGAUUGUGCAGGAUCAUCCAGCUUCUGGUGACAAGAUUGUUCUGCCGCCAAGUGCACUGGAGGAGAUGCUGGGGGGAUCAAGCGAAACAAACCGAGAGCUGCCGUCGCCACUCACCUUUGCGCUUUUGAAUCCCCGGACACGAAAACUUACACAUUCUGGGCUGCGAGAGUUCUCGGCUGAGGAGGGAGUGGUACUGCUACCGAAGCAUGUCCGGGAGAGUCUGGACUUGAAGGAAGGCGAAUUGGUGGCGGUUGCUGUCAGGGAGUUGUCCAAGGGAACCUUGGUGAAGCUGCGACCAUUGGAUGCCGGUUACGACGAACAGGAUUGGAAGGCACUUCUGGAAGCGCGUCUAAAUUCGCAUUAUACCACACUCACGAAGGGUGAAGUUCUACCGAUCGUCGCAGGCAAUCAGACGAUGCAGUUCUUGAUCGAUGAGAUUCAGCCGGCAGAUGCUGUUCUUAUCGUCGACACCGAUCUUGAGGUCGUCCUGGAACCACUAGACGAGCAGCAGGCUGAGGAAACUGCGAAGAAGCGAAAAUUGGCGGUGAAGGAGAACGUGGUCAUUGAAGUGGGGAGCGCUGUGCAAGGCCAGGUUGAGCGCGGUCAAUAUGCGAACUAUGAAUUGAGCGAAUGGAGCCGAGAUAAUGGUCUGGUGCUCGAGGUUAAGAUUUCUAAUGGGGAUGCCGACUUGCUUGUAUCGACUACACCUAAGCCGGUGGAUGACCUUCACAUGUGGUCGUCCUUUGAUUCCGCUAAGAGGGUAGCAUUAUCCGCCUCCAAUAUUGAGUUGUCGACAGCAACGAAGCUAAACAACAAGUGUGCUACCGCCACAGGGAAAGCGUUGACUAUGGCGGAAGCAGCGGCCAUCGUGAAGCCUAUCAAAGAGGCCCUGAUGGAUAUCAGCACGCCCCUCGAAUUUUGCGUGGAUGAGGGAACGACGAAGCGUCGAAUUCUGGCAGAGAUGGUUCUUGAUGAGGAUGCAUCCUACGACAUUGAAUGGCGUAUCAAAGCUAUCGAUGUCGAGGCUAGUAAUGUUGCGAAUGCACAGCUUUGGUUAGAGAGGAACGCCGUCAAGAAGGCCGAGGCAUAGGUAGUUUACAGGCUGAGAGUUAUAGGGUGUACCGGCGUUUUUCCAAAGGUUAUAGAGCAAUGAAUCUCAUUUUCCC